Molecule: messenger RNA, 1437 nt
Organism: Mercenaria mercenaria
Lineage: Eukaryota; Metazoa; Mollusca; Bivalvia; Venerida; Veneridae
Product: beta-1,4-mannosyltransferase egh-like
Exons: 2
Coding region: 1-1437 (478 amino acids)
Cellular component (GO): cytoplasm
Molecular function (GO): beta-1,4-mannosyltransferase activity
Source: RefSeq, a predicted model, not a curated record
AUGGCGGAGUUUAGACUCGAGACAGGUUUUCCUUUUGAAAAAGGACACAGAAGACCAACACUAAGCUCUAAAGCGAAGCACGCCUGUGUGAUUUUGAUGCUGGUCGCCUUUGUCCUCGGCACCAUACUCCUGAAUAUUUACCGAUGGAUACCUCAGGCAGGAAUAUGCGGUCAAAUCAUAGAAUUUGUUUCUUUGAUCGUAGGAAUUUCACCCUUCUUUUCUGUUCCGGUGGCCAUUUUUAACUGCAUCGCAUUAAUUUUGUACAAUCCAUUCCACCAAAACGCAGUGUCCCAGCCAGCAUCCGUAUCUAUUCCGUUCAUCUGUUUCCGGAUAGUUACGAGAGGUAAUAUCCCAGGAUUUGUAAUAAAAAAUGCCGCAUAUAACAGAGAUCUGUGUCUUAAAUUUGGACUUCAGCGAUUCGUUAUUGAAAUAGUGUCAGACAAGGCGAUAAAUUGUCAAGAAAAAGACAUGAUACGUGAAAUUGUUGUUCCAAAGAGCUACCGUACUGGGAAUGGAAGCUUGUAUAAAGCUAGGGCACUAAAUUACUGUUUAGAGAAACAUGUGAAUACUUAUGCUGGAAAUGACUGGAUUGUACAUCUGGACGAAGAAACACUACUGACCGAAGCGUCGUUGUCGGGAAUUUUGCACUUCACAACAGAAGGAAGUGGUGAUAUCGGACAAGGACCGAUAAAUUAUGCAAGUGGGCAGAUCAUACACAAUUGGGUAACUACAUUAGCUGACAGUAUGAGAUUGGCGAUUGAUUACUCGUUGUUCAGGUUUCAGUUUGCAUUCCUACAAAGACCUGUAUUUGGUUUCAAAGGAUCAUACAUUGUUAUCCGCAAUAAGGUAGAAAUGGAAGUUGGCCUUGACAAUGGACCAGAUGGAAGUAUUGCCGAAGAUUGCUUCUUUGCAUUAAAAGCGUGGUCAAGCGGAUAUAAAUUUGGGUUCAUCACGGGGGAAAUGAAUGAAAUGAGCCCGUUUACUUUAAAAGACUAUAUCCUUCAACGCCGGCGGUGGUUUGUAGGCCAAGUCUAUUGUGUGCUUAGCAAAGAGAUCCCUGUCGUUAAUAAACUUGGGAUCUCAUUGUCACUCCUAUGCUGUGUGCUUAUGCCUAUCAGCUUAUCAAACAUUCUCUUUGACAUUGCUUGUCCAGUGCAAAAACCUAUGCUAUACUGCUACUUAAAUGGUCUAAUAGGUGGAACAUUUGCUUUUCUUUAUUGUUUUGGCACGUGUAUUUCGUGUGCUAAACGGAACUGGUCUGGCCUUAGGCUAAUUAUUGUCAGUAUCUGCUGUAUUUUCAUCAUACCUAUUGCUGCCGCGAUGGAAAGUAUAGCAAUUUACUGGGGGUUAUUCACCAUAAAGUCUAAAGAAUUCUUCAUUGUACAGAAAGAUUUUCCAAACGCAAACGAGCGAAGAGGCCACGUCAAAGUUGUGUAA